Messenger RNA from Porites evermanni, 12795 nucleotides. NCBI's taxonomy places the organism in Eukaryota, Metazoa, Cnidaria, Anthozoa, Scleractinia, Poritidae. The record is from the annotation of a GenBank genome assembly.
AUGGCGUCGAAUUCAACUGAAUAUCAAGAGAAUGGGGUGUCUCUACCACCUUCUGGUAAAUUGAGGGUUCUUUUUCUGGCAUCUGAGUGGGGGUCCUGUAAAGGAGGGUUAUCGACCAUUAACAGAGAAUUAGCUUUAAAUAUAGCUAAGCACCCUGGGAUGGAUGUCACCUUUUUUGUUCCGCAAUGCAAUGACGAAGAGAGGAAAGCAGCUCUUGGUCUCAAAAUUAAACUUGUUGAGGCAUCAAGGGUCCCAGGUAUGAAGGAACUUCACUGGCUUUCUUUUCCACCUGGUGAUUUGCAUAUUGACGUUGUUGUUGGUCAUGGAAUUAAGCUUGGUCCACAAGCAAGCGUUAUAAAGAAGUCACGUAAAUGUAGAUGGGUUCAAGUUGUUCAUACAGUACCAGAAGAACUCGGAAUGCAUAAACUAUACGCUAAUUCAUUAGCAGCUGCUGAAAAGAAGCAUAAGACGGAGGUUGAACUUUGUCAACUGGCUGAUUUUGUUGUCUCUAUUGGUCCUAAAUUAAACGAAGCUUUCCGUUGUUAUCUCUCCUCUUGUAAGAAGGACAAGAUGGUCUUCAACUUUACUCCUGGUAUUUUCAGUGAGUUUCUUGAAGUUGAACAGGUUGCUGAAAGAGAAGGACAAUUCCAAGUUCUUCUUUUUGGCCGUGGAGACGAAGAAGACUUCUCAGUUAAAGGGUUUGAUAUUGCAGCAAGAGCAGUUGCCUCAUUAGAUAACAUUAAACUUGUUUUUGUUGGUGCACCGGAGGAUAAGUUAGAGGAAGUUAAAAACCGCUUUCUCAAUUGUGGUAUUCAUGUCAACAACUUAACAGUCAGAAGCUUUUUACAAAACCGGGAAAGUUUGAAAGACUUGUUUUAUGAAGUUGAUCUCGCUAUCAUGCCUUCAAGAACAGAGGGUUUUGGACUGACAGGACUUGAAGCCCUCUCUGCUGGUCUACCCAUACUUGUAAGUGGAAACUCAGGCUUUGGGAAAGCUCUAAGUGAAGCACUAUUUGGACCGUCUUUUGUCGUUGAUUCAGACGAUGUCCAAGUUUGGGCAAAUGCUAUCAAGGGCCGUAAGGAUAGAGACAGAAGAAAAAGACUUGGAGAGUCGCAGGCAUUACGUUCUUUGUACGCAGAAACCUAUAGCUGGGAGAAACAAUCUAAAGGACUUAUUCAAGAGAUGAUUAGUUUGGUUCAAGGUAAGAAUAAUAGCCACCAUUACAAGCUGCAGGCUCGAUUUUCGGCUAAAGCGACGUUUCAAGUCGCGAUCUUCGAAUAUUUGUGGCGGGCAAGGCGCUAAGUCUAUUGUUUCGAACCAAGGGUAAUAUUACAAUAAAAGACCCUGAGCCGGGUCUUUGAGCUGUCGUCGAUGUUCCUUUUAAUGAGCUAUCUUUCGUUUUUAGAACUUAAUCCUGUUUAUUCUAAGUUUUUAACAUAAUUAUUAUUCGCGCGCACUAUAGAAAGCAUAUUAGCAAGACUUCACACGCGAAGACAACGAGGCCGCUGUCGUCGUUCGUCAAUACGGACCUUACGUUAGGGUGGACGGUAAGGUGGAGAACGGCAACCGGAAAUAAAAGUUGCCCGAUUUGGGGCUAAUUUGCAUAUAUCUCAGCCGUCCAGCUACGUCGACUGCACGUCGCAAAGGUGAGAAAGCUUAGUGCGGCGGUGUCUCGAGAACGUGAGUUUUCUCUUUGUGUUUUUGUCUUCAAAAUAUCUUUAUUUUAACAGAAUACCGCUUUUAUCUGUUUCUGCAAUGCCUAGUAUACUUCAAAUGGUAAACCUUUCUCGAUUACUUAAUAUAACACUAUUUUAUGAUGGAAUAUAGUACACUGAACUUGUCCAAAUGAAACAACUGCAGGGUUAGAAUUCCCAACGAUAAAAGCGUCACAUUUAAUAUUCAGUCUCGCAUCAUUUGAACAUCGGCUUCCAUCCUCUUCUUUAUUCACGAAGUAUUUAGUUCAUUUUUCCUGAUUAAGUUUUAGGCAAAAAUGAAACUACCUGUUCAUUGGUUCAUUUAUUCGACAAAAUAAACCCCUUGAUAAAGAAGGAUCGAGGAACUCGGCUGUACAUCGCGCGCGACCGGUUCAUCGUAUUAAUUUGUUACUGUUUUAAGAAUGUGGAGUGCACUAAAAUUCACGAUACUCAGCUUGCUAAAGAAAUUCAUGUAAGUGAACCCUACCGCUUCCGAGUCAAGCCCAGAACUUUCUAAGCUUGAUUACCAGCCAUUGUUAGCCUAAGAACUGUGGAGCGUUGGUAAAUGUGGCAAUACGUAAUCGCAAAUAUAUAAGCUCAAUGAAGCGACGAACAUUCUCUUUCGAGUAACAAAGCGCUCAACUAGAUUUCAUUGUACAAGAAGCUACAAGAGAACGAAUUCCUCAUCUGAUAUGACACCAUCAUAUAAAAGUAGACCAAAAUCUCUCGGAUCUCUUUUAGGGAACUCAUUCUCUCGAACCAUCAAUAAAGUUUAAAAAAAAGUCUGUGACCGUCACCUCUACUGAAACUUAAAGUUUGUUUCUCUCGCCAAGUCAACGUCGUCCGUCCCCAAGCCGCCGCGGCUAAAGUCACCGUCCUCUAUGUCCCCGUCCACUUAAGGUCGGUAAUAUAAAGAGAGGAACUUAUCAUAAUUAUAAAAGUAAAUUAAAAUUAUAAUAAAAAUUAUGCCAGAAUUCUUUGAGGCAAUUUUAUUUAAAAGCUUUAUAACUUUAACAGUUUUAUACGUAGAAGAAUGUCAGACCACAACAAGAUAACAUUUGCAAUUGGCCUCCUAUAUUUGAUCUUACUUUACAUUCGAAAAUAACAUCUGUAUUUCGGAUAUCCUCACAUUAUUUAGAGUGCGUGACAUGUGUAAUUACCGUGCAAAUAAAAUUAAUUCUUUUCCCCGUAAGGAACAGUUUAUAAUUACCAAGUCAGGGAAUUUCCGUAUAAGUCAGGGAAAAUGUAACUCUUUCAAAGAAGUCAGAGGGAGGUGACAUAUAUUUCUGCGUAUUCACCGAAGUCAAACAUGUUCCAUUGGCAGAAUAUUGUCUCAUAGAGAGGAUGGCUCGGAUGGAUGUUUGGGCAUUUAAUAUAUUUUGUGUACCGGACACAGAUGACAUAAAACAAAAUAACAAAAAGCAUGAAACAAUACCAAGCAGACUUUCCCUGAACAGAAAACAAAAAAGUCUUUUGUUUUACAUCAUUUGUGUCCAGUACACGAAGUUUUGACUGGGAUUUGGAUUCAUUAAUAUCUGGACAAAUUGUCAAUUCAUUUGGUCAAGGAAAGUAUACAGUCAUUUGACUGUCAGUCCGGCAAUUUAAAAACCAUGCCUCUCGCAACCAUGUGUCAACAAGCUCAUGCAUGUUGAGAAUUGAGAAACUGAUCACCUGCAACAUGACGAUGAUUAAUAUCGAUUACUAUCGAUUAUUAUCGAUCAUCGGUUUAUCGAUUAACUACGUCUGGUGAAUAGAGUGCCCGGACGAUAAUUUGGAAAGGUGCGCGGUCUGGGUGUUUGAGUCUAUGGGCAAAGUUGGUUUCUCAAAGUCUUUACCCUGAUAUCGAUAGCAAUUGGACAAAAGUAGUAGGAUAACAGCAAAAAAAGACGGAUAACAACUGAUGUAGCAAAAGAUUCGGCGAUUGUUUUGAAAAGGAUGAUUUGUUUACGCGCGGGCACGUGACGUCUUGUGCAACCAUCGAGAGGUAUGGAUAAACUUUAGUGGGAGGUGUGCUAACCACUUGAAAAACUAGAGACUUUGACACGGUUACAUCUCAAACAACUCUUACGCUUGGUAACCUCCUGCGUGCAUCCCUACCUUGAUGGUUGCACGCUGCACAUUUACCUUUUCUUGUUUUUCUUACUUGGGCGUAAAAUCGCUCGAGCAAGUUGUUUAACCAAGCCGGCUCGUAAUUCUUCAGUUGUCAAACAACAGUCAACGAAGUAAACGUUUUUUACAGCGUUUUCGUUUCCCGAUCUGUAGCUGUCGUAUGAGCUGCGUUACUGUAAUGUGCUUGCGAAAGAGUUAUCUGCUCAAAGCCCCUGUCAUAAUAUGGUUUUCAUCGCCAUUCUACAAUGGAUUCAAAUGCUCUGAGCUCGUACAAUAGACCUUUCUCGCAUUGCUGUGAACUAAGACACCAACUCAAGGCCUAUGUUGACAAACUACAGCAAUUUGUAUGAUUUAUUUACUUAAUUAUUUAGAGAGAGCACACUAAAAAUACAUAGACAUACAUAUAUAAAGCUUAGAAAAGAUUUAAGGCUAAUAGCCUGGCGCUUGAAAUGCCUUUUCGCCAAGGACUUGAACGUGUUUUUCACAUUUUCAUAAUGUGCAUAUGUAUUUUGGAGAAGCUCAUCAACUCAUAGACGACAAGUAAAUACACAAAAAUUUUAUUCUGAGUUUACUAUCCGUGCUUGCAGGUUCAUCAACGCAAUACCAGAGCUUCACACUUCAGAGAGCUUGUCAACAAACGGAGGACUCAAGUGUGCAGGAUCAAGGUAUCUUCCCAAUUGUGACAUAGGGAAGCUUAAAACUUAAUUCUUAGUCGACUUUUGCUAUUCAACAUAAUUUACUAUUAACAGUCUUUGUCCGUUUGUCCCACCAUUGAAAGGCUAGGUACACACUUCUACGUUAUAAUUUCUACAUCAUUUGCACAAUAAGCCUCUGAUAAGAAAAAAGUCGCCUGGCCUAACGUUUUCGGCUUGUAAACUACGCGUUAUGCAAGUUUGAAAAUCUUGUCGCCAGUACAGUAUUCUCCUCCAGUCCUGCCAUUUUAAAGGUUGUUCCCGACCUUUCUAUUAUCAUGUUGGUUACGUGUUGUAUGGCCUUUGUUCCUCAGGAAUUAUUUAACCGUUUUCUAUGCUUUUCUGGCACAACUAAUAUACAAUGACGGAACAUGAAAAAAAUAGUAUCGCCGUUUAUUUUUAGGUCUAAAAUUAUUGAGAUACACGCAUAUAUUGGACAUAUCAUUUUUAAACUACCAAAAAUGUAAAUAACUUUGAAAUCCUAAGACAGAUUUUUUUCCCCGAGCUUCAACUUUCCAAAUGUUUUAGAAUAGUAUUUCUUAAGAUAAAAUUUGGUCAGCACUUUCUGCUGCGCGCUAAUUGUGGAUGGUCAGCGACUGUGCUUUCUUUCUCUAUUUUUGUGCUUUGCUUUAUGCCGAACGAUCCACGGGGCCUAACGUUAAGUUUUUGUUCCGAUGACACCGCUUAUCAGUUUUCGCCGCUGACAUAUCACUCUUUCCUUGUUGGAUUUGAGGCCUUUAUCAAUCGUUUUGCAAACAAAAUUGUCCCCGUCUUGGAUCACUACAACGGCCGUUUUGUUCUUCGAGACAACUGCUAUAUUUUAACUUCCUUUUGUGUGGCGAUAUUCAAUCAAAUCCUGGCCUGGCGAUACAUCCGUGCGAUAUAUGCUGCCAAGGAGAAAAAAAUUGAAUGCGAUUGAUCAUUCGAGUGGUUUCAUACUAAUUACAUCUAUAUGUCAACUCAAUCUUAUGACAACUAAGGAUGAGAUUCAAAGCUACAGUAGUUUGGAUGUGCAAUCGCUAUUGUUUUCCAAAAUAAAAACUCCCAAACUACUCUUUUUUGGUAACUGUUUGAGUUCCACACUCACAUUGAGUUGCAUCACCCAGAUAUUACUUGGGAUGUAAGUCUAAACUUGACGCUGAUAUUCCGACCUAUUCAAUCUUCCCUGAGACCUACGACAUUUCCUGUAAGGACAUGUCAUCUUCUAGUGGAGGGGUAUUUAGUAUUUGUCGCAGUUCACAACAACCUAGUCACUGUCGAGGAAAAACGCUUUGAUGUCAAGGGCCCCGAGGUCAUUGCAGUCUCAGUGCAGUUUGACAAAACAAGAAAACUGUACUCCACCAGCAGCUACUACCAUCCACCAACACAGGAUCGCUCCUCUUUGAACUUACUGCAUAAUGUUAUUACCAGGGGAAGAGACCAGGUCUCAGGGACGAGAAACGAUGUUCUCACAUCUUACAAGGUGGUCACUUUGGUGGUGGUCAGCGGAUAACUGUGCAGUGUAUUUUUCACAAAGUAAAUAUUUCAGAGGCGAGAAGCGAACCAGCAGAGAAAAUAAUUCAAUAAUUGAAAAAAUGAUAUCAUGCCUGUUUGUUUUUCCCGCACUGACCGUAUUUGUCCUUUGGUAUUGAAAUUGCAAAACGCAGGCGACACUCACUGCAACGUGUAAAUUCUUAACCGACAACAACGCGCUGGACUAUCCAUCGAGUUUAUAGGUAUUUUGCCGGGCGAGGGGAAUAUCAUAGAAGUUAAGACGCUAAAAAAACUACUGGAGAAAGUGUCAAAUUUAUCGGAAUUAACUCUAUUCAAGAGAGCUUUUAAUAUGAGCUUACAUGCCACUCCAUACUGUAAUAUUUUGCUGCACAACCCAAAUGAACAGAUUCACACAGUGAGCAGUGAUAACCUUUCAUAUUCACUUCGUUUAUUACGAUCAGUCAAUUCCUUCAAUUCAAAGUUAAAAUUCAAACGACCCUAAUAAACAAAUUACAUCUAUUUCUGAAAGUGCUGUACCUUGAAGCGAUCUUAACUUUCUUUAGGUUUGAAGCAAAAACUUAACAGUACUCGAUAUAUAUAUAUCUUAAGGGACUGUGCAAUAAUUAUCAGGAGGGAGGGGGCCGGGGCUGAAAAACUAGAGGCGGGGGCAUUACAUAAAAUUGCUGCCAAGAUAGGGGGGCUCAAAGUAAAAUCACUCAUUUGACGGAGGGAGGGCCUUAAGUUUUAUUCGAAAUGUCAAUAAAAUUAAACGCAAUAAAAGAUUCUCAAUACAGGCAUCAUCAUAGACUGUAACAAAUAUCAACACGAUUAUUGAAAAUAUUCCAUCAAAACGAAAAGCAAAUUCACAACUGAUCAAUUUUAACCCGUCUUCUAAUUAAUUGAGCUGAUCCUAUGUAAAGCAAAAAUCAUAAACUUGUUUCUCAGCUUCCCCCAUAAAACAAUGGGAAUCAAACAGAUCUCCUAGACAAGCUUUGUCGGUUUUUGAUGUGAAUAAAAGUAAUGUUUCUUCAUCGACUGAAUCGAUUUGCUGAAUUCCAUAUAUAUGUGGCUCACAACAAAGUUCAACAGGCUCUCCUCCCAAGGAUCUAAAUAUAAUGCAAGCAUUUUUUCGUCUGUUAUUUGAAGCGUUCAAUCUCCUGUUCUUUGAUUUUUUUCGCUGCUCCUUUCUCUUUCUGGCUUCAGAAGUUUUAGAUUUUGAGCCAAUGUGGUAAGCACCCCGGUACUUAGCAAAUGCUUUGUCUAAAUCUUCAAUCAAGCGAUCAACAUCCUUCUCGAUACUAGAUGUUACAUAAUAACGUUUGUCAUUAUUGAAGCUGUGAUGGCAGCUCAGUCUAGUUUUGAGUUUACCAGUGUGGUGGGGGGGGGGGGAGUGCGACGUUAUUUUUAACAUAACAGAGGGGGGGUUAGAACUAAUUUUUUUGUUUUGGAGGGGAGGUACUGUCUAAGUUUUUGCUAGAUAACUCUUGUUUUUCAGCCCCCCCCCCCUCCUGGUAAUUUUUACACAGUCCCUAACUCUUCGGCGGUUGUUUCAGCUAUACGCCCACCUAUUUCGCUUCAAACCCCGAGGAAAUAUUUGUUAAGGGGAAUUGGUCCAACAUCUCAGACUACUACAGAUGGAUGACAUUUCAGCUUAAUAAUAAAUGCUAUAAUUCAAGACGGUUAUGUUUAUGGCAAAAACCUAUUAAAGAGUGGACUAGCAGAGAAUGUACUAGAUCAUUUUUCAUAGACAUAUGGUAAAGUUAACCGUUGCAGUUUCCUGGAUGCAAGAGAGGAUCAUCCUCUCUUACUGAGUCCUUAGUCUCAUUCUAAAAAAUUCUUGCACGCAAUUUGUGAUUUAAUAAGAUAUAUUGAAGCAGAACCUUCAAAGUAAAUUUAUCGCAAAAGCGAUUUGUUACUUGAGAUCUAAACAGGUAAAUGAUUUGUUUUAACUUACAGCUACUGUUCCUGUGCUGAUUGAAUUAGACAGUGCCACCUUUCAAGAUGAUCACAGUGGAGAUCUUACGCCUUUGAUGAAGGAGAUGGCAAACCAGUUUUUUGACACAAUGGCAGCUGGCAUUAAAAAUGAAGAAAAAGCCAAGUGCCUAUUUUACUAUUUGGAGGGUGUCCGUGGAGUAAAAGUAAAGAAGGCAAUUGAAGGUAGUUUAAUAAUAACGGUGGAAUGUCCCACUUUGGAAAUCCUGGAACAGCUAUGGGAUGACUAUUGCUCUGGUCACCUCAAUGCAGUUGUACAAGAAUACCUUUUGACAGAUGACAUCAAGAGGAGACUUCACGUAGAGUUUGUCAAGUUGAAGACAACAAUUUUAGAAGAAGACUACUUGGUUUGCAAACAGUUCCUAGCAGGUAAUCCAUUGCAGUUAAGAAAUAAGCAGACUAGGAGUAUGAUGAACCGGUACCCCGCUUUGUAAAAGAAAAAGAUUUUCUGUUAACUCUUAAAGGGGGCUGUGUCACGGCUUUCUGGUUCAUUUUGCUAAUAUUCAGUUCCAGUUCACGACCUUAUUCGUCGGGAUGGAAGUUAACGUUAGCGACAAAUGUACUCAGGGGGCAAUUAAUAAAAUCAGAGCUUUAUAACAAAUCGAAUGUCUCUCCAAGCAUUAGAUCAAACUUACAGACAACAAAACAUGAAAACUCUAAAAAACUGACACGAUUACAAAAUUUAGUUUAAGUUUGACCAUCCGUGCCUUCCUUUUUAUUUGCUGUGUUAUUUAUACCUUUUUUAUGUUUUGAGCUUUUUUUAUGUUUCUCUUAAUUGGCGACAACUGCCACUGUUUUGAAAUUUGAAGAAUUCCGUGACACAACCCCUAUAAUUGUAUAACUAUGUUUUUACUACUUGCUUUAACCCUCACCCCUACCCUUACACGUUAUUGUAUAAUUGUAUAAUUGCAAACAUUCUUCCAUUUUGGUGCUUGGUAUUUGUGUGGCUUAUUUUUUUUCUUAUGGACUUAAAUGAUAGUAAACGGAAAAUGAUUCAUGUUAGCAGGUAACACCCGGCUACCAGGGAGCUAUUUAACAAACAGAUGUGUGAAGUGAGCUCCACCCAGGCAUUUUGCUAGCCAAUAGUUUCUACAUUAAUCGUGAGGGGCUUUUGUUGCUGCUGGUAACAAUAAAUAAUUUGAGGUUACUAGAAUUGUAGCCAAAAUGCGAGAAAACGAUAUUAAGGAUAGGUUCCUUGUUGUCGGAUCAAUUUGCUGAAUAAUUGCCGUUUGUCACUCUUGCAAUGUUCUGGCUGGAUGGCGGCUCCCCCGCCAAAAUGUUUCCCAGACCACAAAAAGUGUGCCUGCUCGCAGGCUACUGCUUACCGUGUCGCACAGGAACAUUGUUUCCAACUUUAUGUUAAUCAGAGGAAGCAGGCAAUUUAUGUUUGACCUUGAUUUCAGCCUAUUUCAAGAAUUAUAAGAGCCUACGGUUGCUUGGCUAGCGUUUAUUGCUAUUUGUCAGGUAGGUACUUCAUAUAUGAUAUGGUUUUGAACUUAUUGUGUAACGUAUAUAUGAAGUACCUACAGGUAUUCGAGGGAAACAAGAGGCACUAUCCCCACAAAGGAAUUCACUUGGACUAGACGUUGACAUUUUCGGGCUACAAUAAAACACUGACUCCCGCUCAACUGGCCCUCUACUGACCUUCCUCCCUCUUAAAUUUUACCGGAAAAAAAAUGACUUAAUUCCUCUCGCCUGUUGAUUUGUUAAGGUAGAGAAUAUGAAACACAACAAGGGUCGAACACACAACAACAUCAGUUUAAUGGUGAACCGCCAUUACAAGAGCACAUGGUUUUUCAAGUGAAGGUUCAUGGGAAAGCUAGGCACGUACUUCGUGUACAUUACUAUAUACUAUCAAUCAACAUCGCCUAAGUGAGGUUUACACUUUGUCGGAAGUCGCAUCACGCAUGACUCCCAGGAGGAUCCACUAAGCGGAUUGAGAUCUGUCUUUGUCUUAAUGUAGAGAUUGCCUCAUGGUCGAUGAGUGCCCACUUUUUUUGUUCGAGCCGUAAUAAACACGAAUUCUGACCUUUAACUAACCGAGUGCGAGGGCCUUACUUGGUAAUAUGAAAUUGCUUCGAGGGGGUGGCACCGUCUCUUCUCGCCCCUCGCCGCCAGUGGCGUUUCGCGGGAGAAACGUUUCUAGCUGCGAAGAGCGAGGAGAGAGGGCUGUAUUCGCAAGCUAAUGGACCUCUGGAAGGGAAGUUAAUCAGUUGAGAUUUCGACUCCCACAUAGCUCCGGUUGUUAAUUCGUUGCUGUCGUUGCGAUUUACUUUCAGUCGGCUUAAGAGGCAAGAUCCAGCGUAGUUUUUCCUUUUUGUCUCAGAUUAUUCAGAACGUGAUCAAGAGCUGUCGGUAAAGAAAGAAUUAGACCUGCCUCAAGAUUACACUCAAGCUGCUGGCGAAACUCCUAGUGUAUCUGCUGUAGACUCUGAACCGGUUACUCUGCACUUCUCGGUGAACGGUAAGUGUGUAAUAAUUUAACUUAAUAAUCGAAAUAGAAUUCAGUCACUACCAUGAACUAUUGCAAGGUGGCACCGGUAAUCGUUGAGUGGGGGCGGACGUGAGGGGAGGAGACUGUCUUUUGGAGACUUUCUUUAUUUCCUGGGGAGGGGGGCUACUACUUUUUCUUCCACCUCGCCUUGAUAUUUGGCAUUUAGAAAUAUGCGAAGAAGUUGAAAACUUAAAGAAUAUAUCAAAUAUAGUGUAAUUCUUAAUAAAAGCCGUGAAUAACAUAUUCAGCAAAAAGCAACGAAUGUCGCUAAGGAUUGAGCAAAACUGGAAAUGGACGAACAAAACCUUCCCUCGUACGUUGUGUGUAGUUAGUACUUCAGAUGAAACUACUCACUGUGGCAUUUGUUUGACUUUUAACAAAAACCUACACUCGGCAUCCUGGGAAAAUUUUGAGCCAAAAUUUGCAUUUUUUGCUCUAUUCAGAAAGCAGGCUAACAGUUAAAAAUCUGUUUACAUGAUAGCAAAAUAUCAUCCUUCCUUUCUUUUUGUGUAGACUCCCCAUGGCGACCCCACUUUGGGCUCAUCUUUGGGCUGUUUACAUUCAAUAUUUUAAAAAUAAAGGUUUUGUUUGACCAUUUCCAAUUUUGCUUAAUCCUUCGCGACAUUCGUUCUUAAUAUCAGCUUCUGGUCUCUAAUAUUCAGAAGAAAAAACGCAAGGUGCAUGUGUAAUCUUGUAAUAGUUAUACUAGCAUUAGCGGUUGGCUGGGAAGUGCCGGCGAAACCGCUUUCUCGUGAAUGUGAAUGCCCUUUAGUUACAGUGCCAACAAAAGGAAUCACUGCAGAUCAUAAAAACUGGAUUGAACAACGCAGUAAACAAGACUCAUAUUUAAUUCGUCGAAUAUUAUUCGCAUUUGCUUAGAUACAAUUAGCCUGUGAAUGGUAAGAUCGAGCGGGGACCGAAAACUGAGAUCACAUUCUACUUUCAUUUUCCUGGGUAAAUAGAUUCCAGGCCAGAAAGGCAAGUCAUAGUUAAUUGAGUGGAAUGGUUAUGAAACCCGUCAGACUCCUUUGUUAUAUGUUUUUGUUGGCCUGAAAGCGCAGAACGUUCAAAAGCAUUCCUUUCAUUUUGGUUGUAUUGACCAAUAAAAACGCUGCCUUAAUUUAUUCCGUAACAAAUUGCCAACAGAAAACAAAGGAUUGUGCACUUUCAGGGUGCUCUCAACAUAAACUACAACACUGUUGUUUUUAUCAUUGAUGUUUGCCGCUUUUCAUAACCAUUCUCCUCUCAUAACUAUGGGCGAAUCGAAAAGUCUCCCAUUUAGUACAGUACUUGUGCACCUGAAUUACGUGACUGUGCUUGCGAAUGUAGUAAUAAUUAUUACAUUACUUGCAUUUGCAUUCACGUGAUUACCAUGACAUCAGAAGGACCUUAAACUCAACACCAUGGCCUUCGUGGCCACAUACCAUGCAUAUUAGCCGGUACAAAACGGCCAUUCUGGACAGAUUCGGGAAAAAUCUCGCUGCACAGUUAAUAGAGUGCCGCUGACCAAGAAUAGGCUGCGGGCUCCUUUUGUCGCCCGCAAUUAUGAUGUAUGUGUCAUAGGUCAAAAUUUAAUUCAGGUUAAAUUUUUUUACCCUAGGUUGAUUCUCUAUUUUCUUUGUCUUCUAGCAUCAUUUAUUAAUGAAUUAAGGCUAGGAGACAAAGGAAAUUGAGAAUCAACCUAGGUUAAAUCAAAUUUAACCUGAAUAAAUUUGACCUGUAACAUACACUUUAUUUUUAGACGUUUUCAUCAAUCAGGCUUUUAAAUGACUGUAAUAAAUUUAAAACUGCUUGAUACUACACAUUUACAUAGUUCUAAAAUAGUCAUUUUCUUAAACUAAGGUACGUGGGGAACCAGUUUCUUUUUUCUUUUCCGGCCUUGACCUUGCAAACAAAUCUUAUAGGGAAAGAACAAUUAUCAAACAUGCAAAGAGGCUGUUCUCAAGUUACGGACGUAAAGCAAGAGACUUAUCCUGAGGAAUUAGCAAACAAAGAAGAGGUUAGCAGUCCCGUUGAGGAAUUCCCGGCUUAUCUGCAGAAAAUAAAGUUAAUUCACGACUCAGAACCAACUAAGGAAAAUGGGAAUUUGCUACGAGUAGCAGUGGAGUGUGAAAAUCCAGAAAUCCUUGAACAAUUAUGGCGAGACUACCGUUCUGGUUAUUUGAAUGUAGUUGCCGAGAAAUGCCUGCUGACAGAAGAUAUUAAAAGGAGAUUUCACUUAACGUCUGUAAAGUUUAAAACAACUAUUUUGGAAGAAGACUACUUGGCGUGCAAAGACUUCCUCCUGAGUAAUACAGGUGAGCUGAGAAACAUUGUUAAAACAGUUGGUAAUACAAAUUAA